Molecule: messenger RNA, 711 nt
Organism: Diutina rugosa
Lineage: Eukaryota; Fungi; Ascomycota; Pichiomycetes; Serinales; Debaryomycetaceae
Exons: 1
Coding region: 1-711 (236 amino acids)
Biological process (GO): mitochondrial fission
Cellular component (GO): mitochondrion
Source: RefSeq, a predicted model, not a curated record
AUGGCUUCACGUCCUACCAAGCUCGACACCGAGAUCAACGACGUGAAAGCGUCGGUGCAGGCGACGGGCGACGACCCCAAAGCGCUUACCCAGGCCCUCGGCGACGUCAAGGCGACGGUGGGGGCGACCGACAACGUCGACUUGGACGACACUAAUGCCCGUUACUCGGCGUAUUUCGCUCGUAUCCGGACAAUCAUGAGAGCCUCUCAUCGCUACAUUGCCUACCUGAGUGAUGUCGGCGAGUCGUUCCGUCCCGUGGCCCACCCCGGGUUGAUUAAGGCAGCGUACGCGUUGUCGUUCGGUUACGUGGGGGCGUCCGUCGGGUACACGUCGUGGAAGGUGUACAUGCAAGACCAGGGUCGCUACCGGCCCGGGCUCAAGCCCUGGGACACGCCACCUCCUCCCGACGCGGUGGCGGCAUCGUUGUUCAGACACAACAAUCCGAAGAAGUGGCAGCACGACUGGCGAGUGGUAGCAGUCAAGGACGGUAUUUUCCAAUUGGUGGCGCUGAUGGCGCUCCCGGCGUUCACCAUCCACUCCACUGUGCGCUACUCGCUGGUAUUGUUUAAGAAUACUAAGAACCCCCAGAUCAAGACGUGGGGGCCCGUGGCGUGUGGUCUCGCCGUGGUGCCGGCGUUGCCCUACCUCUUUGACGAGCCCGUGGAACACCUUAUUGACGGGGUCUUCGACCAAUUAGAGAAGUUUUACUAG